This is a messenger RNA of Xenia sp. Carnegie-2017, 1477 nucleotides long. RefSeq names its product prolyl hydroxylase EGLN3-like. NCBI's taxonomy places the organism in Eukaryota, Metazoa, Cnidaria, Anthozoa, Malacalcyonacea, Xeniidae. Gene Ontology annotation, cellular component: cytoplasm; nucleus. The record is from RefSeq and is a predicted model, not a curated record. The transcript has 5 exons. Gene Ontology annotation, molecular function: ferrous iron binding; L-ascorbic acid binding; peptidyl-proline 4-dioxygenase activity. Gene Ontology annotation, biological process: peptidyl-proline hydroxylation to 4-hydroxy-L-proline; cellular response to hypoxia. The coding region runs from base 225 to 1079 and encodes 284 amino acids.
CGGUUUCCUACGGCCAUGGGAAGACAUUCAAGACAAUUCCACAAGCAUUCCUCAAUUCUGUUAUAGCUUUAUUUUUAAUCAAAGCAAUUCUUACGUCAUGUUCACCGUGAGAGGAAGCACGAUUUGAUCUAAACUUGUGAAUGUUGGACAUCGUCAACGCGUUGUGGGCAGUGAAAGUAAAACGUAUAUUUCUUGAACUUUUUCAUGGCUAAAUAGCAUGAAAGAUGGCGUCGAACUAUCGUUUAGAUUGUAAACCACUUGAUAUGCCAAAGAAUUGCACAGCUUGCGAAAGUUUUAAUUCGUACAUUAGUGGCGAUGACUUCUUGGCGUACAAGCGUUCGAAUGUCCUUGAAAGUCUCGCCAGAAAUGUUUUGAGAAAACUCGAAACUCAAGGUUAUUGUGUCGUCGAUAGAUUUCACAAAGAGGAGAAUGCCUUGAAGAUUCUCGAAGAAGUAAAACGUAUUCACAAAAGUGGGUCAAUGCAAAAAGGGCAAUUGUCGAAUUCUUUGACUUCUGAAAAUGAUCGAGGCGAUUUAAUUGCUUGGGUAAAAGGUAAAGAAGAGGGAAAGGAAAACAUUGGACUUCACAUAAGAAGAUGCGAUGCCUUGUUUCGUGAACUUAAUAAACUCAUGCCUGAUCGCAUUAUCGAAGGACGAACGCAGGGAAUGAUUUCUUGCUAUCCUGGUGGAGGAAGACGCUAUCGCAAGCAUGUGGAUAAUCCAAAUCAAGAUGGUCGUUUGAUUACGGCCUUAUAUUACCUUAACCAAAAUUAUGAUAACAUUGUGAGUGCUAAAAUCACUGUGGAUCAGGCUGUCCAAAAUAAGAUGUGGUUGAAGCCAAUUAGAGUGAAUGGUGGUGAACUACGGCUAUAUCCUCAUGGAAGCGAAGCAUAUGUUGACAUUGAACCAAUUUUUGAUCGUCUGUUUUUAUUUUGGUCUGAUAGGCGUAAUCCACACGAGGUUUUGCCAGUUCAUACGACCAGGUAUGCCAUCACCUUGUGGUAUUUUGAUAAAGAGGAGAGAUUGGCAGAGUAUCAACGUUUCAGGAGUAGAGUUUCAAUUAAGGAAAACGAAAUGUGAAUGUCAAAAUUUCAAGAAAGGAAAUGAAAACCAAUUGCAAUACUAAAAUUCAUGAAUUGUUUAUUGAUGUCUUUUAUAUUCCAUGAUCCAGACUGGAAAGUUUGUAAACUGUGCACCAGAAAUUCAAACUUUGUGGGCAUAAAGCUUCUUGUGCAUCCACUAUCUCUGGCAUGCACUACAAACUUUCCUGUCUGAUCAUCAUGUUUAUUGUUAAUCAUAAAAAUUGAUAAGUUGUAAAUAUGUAGAAAUUUCACAAGAUUUUAAAUUCAAGCGUUUGUAUGCUUGAUGCAUUUUAUUAAUUGUUUUUGUUUAGUGUAUUUGUUUGUCAUGUAUUUUUUUGUAGUCAUGCAUAUGUUUCCAAUCAGGUUUCACAAUACAACAUUUUCAUUUUCGUUCUA